Messenger RNA from Jatropha curcas, 2239 nucleotides. The record is from RefSeq and is a predicted model, not a curated record. NCBI's taxonomy places the organism in Eukaryota, Viridiplantae, Streptophyta, Magnoliopsida, Malpighiales, Euphorbiaceae.
UCUUUUUAAUUCUUCAGCAAAACCGUUUUAAACCGUUAAAGCCGCUUUCGCGCUAAUGAGCUUCGAUUCCCUCUCUGUUAAACGGUUUCUAAAUGCAAUUCGCAACCAACCAAACCAAGCGGCUCUGCACAGUAAUUGCAUCUACUAUAACACUCGCAUCCACAAUCCAUUGCACUGGUAACAGAAGAGCAGCAGAGCAGAAAUGCCUUGCCCUCCUUCAAGACUGCAACUCAUUGUCAAAGCUUACUCAAGUCCAUACCUACAUUCUCAAAUCGGGUCUCCAAAACAAUCCUCUUGUCCUCACCAAACUUACAGCCACAUCCUCUGAUCUCCACGCCAUUGAUUAUGCUUCCUCUUUCCUAUUCUCACCGGAAUCAGAUACCGGUUUAUAUGAUACGUUUCUCUUCAACACCAUCAUAAGAGCUUAUGCCCAAACUAAUAAUUCGAAGGUUAUAGCUAUAUUUAUGUAUAAUUUGAUGCUUAAAUAUAAUAUUUUGCCUAAUAAAUUCACGUACCCUUUUGUCCUCAAGGCCUGUGCGGGUAUUGGGAACUUGAAAUUGGGCAAGUCGGUUCAUGGAUCAGUGUUGAAAUUCGGAUUUGCCGAUGAUGUGCAUGUGCAAAAUACAAUGGUGCAUAUGUAUUGUUGCGGCAAAGAAGGUACUGAGUUUGCACGCAAGGUGUUUGAUGAAAUGUCAAAACUGGACUCUGUUUCAUGGAGUGCAAUUAUUGGUGGGUAUGCCCGUUUUGGGAGGUCCAGUGAUGCAAUUGAUUUGUUUAGGCAAAUGCAGAUAGCGGGUAUUUGUCCUGAUGAGAUUACUAUGGUCUCUGUUCUGUCUGCCUGUACAGAUUUAGGUGCUCUUGAGCUAGGGAAGUGGGUAGAGUCCUAUAUCGAGAAAGAAAAGGUUCAAAAGACAGUUGAGCUUUCUAAUGCACUGAUUGACAUGUUUGCUAAGUGUGGUGAUGUUGAUAAAGCUAUCAAAUUGUUUAAGAACAUGAAACAUAGAACCAUUGUUUCCUGGACCUCUGUAAUUGUUGGCUUGGCGAUGCAUGGCCGUGGUGUAGAGGCUGUUGAACUGUUUGAGGAGAUGAUACGAAGUGGGGUGGCCCCAGACGAUGUUUCCUUUAUUGGAUUGCUCUCUGCUUGCAGUCACUCUGGGUUAGUUGAUAAGGGGAGAGACUAUUUUGAUAAUAUGAAAACAAAUUUUGGUAUCAUACCUAAAAUUGAACACUAUGGAUGUAUGGUAGAUAUGUUGUGCAGAGCAGGACAAAUUAAGAAGGCAUUGAAAUUUGUCCAGGAAAUGGCCAUUGAGCCCAAUCCUGUUAUUUGGCGAAUUCUGAUUAACGCUUGCCGUGCCCAUGGUGAACUAAAGCUUGGAGAAAAAUUCUCCAGACAGCUUAUUGGGAAUGAGCCCAUGCAUGAAUCCAACUAUGUACUUCUGUCCAACAUUUAUGCCAAAAUGCUCAAUUGGGAAAAGAAAAUGAUGAUAAGGGAGAUGAUGGACAGGAAGGGAAUAAGGAAGAUUCCUGGCAGCACUAUGAUUGAGUUAGGUAAUGAAAUUUAUGAAUUCGUGGCUGGAGAUAAAUCUCAUAACCAGUACAAGGAAAUAUAUGAGAUGGUGGAUGAGAUGCAAAGAAAGAUGAAGCAGGCCGGAUUUGUCCCAACUACAUCGGAGGUUUUGCUUGAUAUUGACAAUGAAGAUAAAGAAGACAGUUUGAAUACACAUAGUGAAAAGCUGGCUAUUGCUUUUGCCCUUCUGAAUACCCCACCUGGAACUCCCAUUAGGAUUGUGAAGAAUUUGCGAGUUUGUACUGAUUGUCACUCUGCUACCAAGUUCAUCUCUGAGAUAUACAAUCGAGAAAUAAUAAUGAGAGACCGGAAUAGGUUUCACCAUUUUAAUAAUGGACUGUGCUCAUGCAGAGAUUUCUGGUGAUAAACUGUGAGCAGUUUCUUGAUGUGUUGAUGCAGAAUCUCAUGAAUCAUAAAUUUUGAGUCUUUUGAUCCAUUCUGUCAUCUCAAGAUAGCGGAUGAUCAAUCAUCGAGUGCAAGAAUGUAAAAUGAGGCGUGGGUAUUUCCUGUUAGUAACAUAGAAUUAGUGUGAUGGCCUGCAUAAAUCAUUUAGGCAGCCAUAAUUAUACUUCUUUUUUUCAUUAAUCUAUGUACUAGCGCAGAACAAUUAGAGAAUGAAAUGGAGCUUGAUUCAACAAGUUGUUUGAUCAAGUCAUGCUUUUUCUGGAGCCA